Molecule: messenger RNA, 1041 nt
Organism: Catharus ustulatus (Swainson's thrush)
Lineage: Eukaryota; Metazoa; Chordata; Aves; Passeriformes; Turdidae
Gene: CISD3
Product: CDGSH iron sulfur domain 3
Exons: 2
Coding region: 171-545 (124 amino acids)
Cellular component (GO): intracellular membrane-bounded organelle
Molecular function (GO): 2 iron, 2 sulfur cluster binding
Source: RefSeq, a predicted model, not a curated record
UCUUCCGGCGGGGCCGGGAGGAGGAGCCGAGCCGGGAAGGUCACCGGGAACGGCACCGGAGCACCGGGAAGGUCACCGGGAACAGCACCGGAGCACCGGGAACGGCACCGGGAACAGCACCGGGAACGGCACCGGGAACAGCACCGGAACACCGGGAACGACACCGGACCAUGCUGCGUGUUCCGGCGCUGGUGCGGCUCGGGGGCGGCCGCCGGUACCGGGACGCCUCGUGGGGAGCUCGGGUUCGGUGGCUCUGCUCCCCGCGCCCCCCGCAGCCGGUGAUCGCCGCCAAGGAGCCGUUCCCGGUGGAGCUGCAGGCGGGGAAGAACUACGCGUGGUGCUCGUGCGGGCACAGCAAGCGCCAGCCUUUCUGUGACGGUGCCCACAAGAGGGAAGCCCCGGGACUCGCCCCGCUGCGCUUCACCCCGGCCCGGGCCGGCCCCGCGCCGCUCUGCGGCUGCAAACGCACCCGGACCCCCCCGUACUGCGACGGGACCCACAAAGGGCCCGAGGUGCAGGGGGCGACACCGGCCCCCCGAGCCUGAGCCCGGCCCGGGAGCACCGGGAGCACCGGGAGCGGCACCGGGAGCGGCACCAGGAGCGGCACCGGGAGCACCGGGAGUGACACCAGGAUUGGCACCGGGAGUGGCUCCAGGAGUGACACCGGGAUCCCCAUCCCGACCUCGGGGUGGCCACGCUGGGGAGAGCAGAGACUCCAAGCCCCAAUGAAAUCCUAAUUCUGGAGUGCCAGGACUGGGGCUCCAAAUCAACCUCUGGACAAUGGGACUGGCCCAAGGGGUUUGGGAUUGGCCUGAGGGGUUUUGGAUUGGCCAGAGGGGUUUGGGAUUGGCCAGAGGGGUUUGGGAUUGGCCAGAGGGAUUUGGGACUGGCCAGAGGAGUUUGGGAUUGGCCAGAGGAGUUUGGGAUUGGCCAGAGGGGUUUGGGAUUGGCCGGAGGGGUCUGGGGUGGGGGAAUCUGUGGGGUUUGUGAUUGGGGCACAUGUGGGGUAUGGCAGGAGGAUCUGUGGGGUUUGGGCUCUGU